AUGUUGUCGUUCAUAUUGAUCCAGAACCGGCAAGGCAAGACGCGGUUGGCAAAGUGGUACGUCCCGUACGACGACGACGACAAGAUCCGGCUGAAGGGCGAGGUACACCGCCUGGUAGCCCCCAGAGACCAAAAGUACCAGUCCAACUUCGUCGAGUUCCGCAACCACAAGAUCGUGUACCGGCGCUACGCGGGCCUGUUCUUCUGCGCCUGCGUCGACACCAACGACAACGAGCUGGCCUACCUCGAGGCCAUCCACUUCUUUGUCGAGGUGCUCGACGCCUUCUUUGGCAACGUGUGCGAGCUCGAUUUGGUCUUCAACUUCUACAAGGUUUACGCCAUUCUCGACGAGGUCUUCCUUGCUGGCGAGAUCGAGGAGACUAGCAAGCAGGUCGUGCUCACGCGCCUCGAGCAUUUGGACAAGCUGGAGUGA
Molecule: messenger RNA, 432 nt
Organism: Anthostomella pinea
Lineage: Eukaryota; Fungi; Ascomycota; Sordariomycetes; Xylariales; Xylariaceae
Source: the annotation of a GenBank genome assembly